Messenger RNA from Pocillopora verrucosa, 1584 nucleotides. Lineage: Eukaryota; Metazoa; Cnidaria; Anthozoa; Scleractinia; Pocilloporidae. The record is from RefSeq and is a predicted model, not a curated record.
AUGAAGCACAGUGAGGUUCUCAAUGCUGCUUCACAUGGUGCAUCUGCGGCCAUCAUCUAUAACGAUCCUGCAGAGUAUGCACCGGAGGGAACCGGCAACAACACUUUCCCUCACUCUUGGUGGCUUCCUGACUCUGGGGCCCAGCGUGGAGCAGCAAGAAACGCAACGGGGCUUGGUGACCCACUCACCCCAGGUUUUCCCUCUGUGGAUGGUAUUUACCGAGAGGUACUUAAUAACAAUGGUUCUUCGCCAAUCCCUGCCAUUGUGCUAUCCUACGGGGAUGCGCAGGAGAUACUGCGUCGCAUGAAAGGUCUUAAAGCACCAAAGAGUUGGCAAGGAGGUUUGCAGUUAACUUACUAUAUCGGACCUGGAUUUAAAGACAAAAGCCUCACUUUGCGUGUGGAUGUCAACAGCAGCUUGGAAUUCAAAACCAUUUACAAUGUGAUCGGCCAGAUUAGGGGCGCAGAAGAACCCGACCGUUAUGUACUCCUGGGAAAUCAUCGAGACGCCUGGGUAUUUGGUGCUGCCGAUCCUGUUAGUGGUACGGCUGUGUUGAUGGAACUAUCACGUGGUUUAGGAGAGUUGAUUAAAAAAGGAUGGAGGCCACGCCGGACAAUAAUGCUGUGCAGCUGGGAUGCAGAAGAAAUUGGUGCUGUUGGAUCAACGGAAUGGGUCGAGGAAAAUACUCAAAUUCUUCAAAAUCGCGCUGUUGCUUACCUUAACAUAGACCAGGCUGUUAAUGGUAAUUUCAGUCUUAAUGUCGAUGCCAGUCCUUUACUCAAACAUUUGGCAUUACAGUUGACGCAGGAAAUUUGUGAUCCAACAGUUCCAGAUACUUGCAAAAGUAUGUACGAAGUCAUGUUGGAGAGAGAUUUAACUAAACAUGUUAAUGGCCGCGCAGUAUGUAACGAUUUGUCAUUUGGUAGUGAUUAUGGAGCGUUUUACCACUUCCUUGGGAUUCCCUGCGCAGAUUGGUCUUAUAUCUUUGGAGGACGAUACAACAUCAGGAGAGCGUAUCCCGUUUAUCACUCCGUGCACGACACGUUUUACUGGAUGAAAACUUUUGUUGAUCCUGAAUUUCAAACUCAUCUGGCCGUGACAAAAUUUGCAGGGGCAUUUCUUCUCAAACUUUCCGACUCUGAACUGUUACCUCUCAACACAACCAGUUACGGAGAAUUCUUAAAAUCAAAAGCAGUUUCCUUGGAAAAGAAUGCUACUCUAAGGGCGCAUAACAUCAGCACGGUUUCUUUUUCUCGCGCAGUGAGGAGAUUUGCAAAAGUUUCGCGUCAGUUUGAAAGAGGCAAGUUAAAUGAGAAACCAGAGAACUACCGCAUCCUGAACGAUCAAAUGAUGCAAGUGGAAAAAGCUUUUAUACAAACUGUAGAAGAAAACGACUGGAAACUUUCCAGACAUGUAAUACAUGGCCUCAACAUCGAUGAUCUGUACGAUAACUUGUAUUUUCCGCGUGUACAUUAUGCCAUGAUCAAGGCGGAAAAAACAGGAGAUUGGAAAUUGGUGGAAAAAGAGAUAUCUUUGCUGACAUAUGCCAUUACUUCUGCUGCAAAUGUUCUGAAACCCAUAUAA